Messenger RNA from Rhea pennata, 8096 nucleotides. It is a transcript of the gene MAPK8IP3, whose product is annotated as mitogen-activated protein kinase 8 interacting protein 3. Gene Ontology annotation, cellular component: cytoplasm. Lineage: Eukaryota; Metazoa; Chordata; Aves; Rheiformes; Rheidae. The record is from RefSeq and is a predicted model, not a curated record. Gene Ontology annotation, biological process: vesicle-mediated transport. Bases 2354 to 5608 code for a protein of 1084 amino acids. The transcript is spliced from 27 exons. Gene Ontology annotation, molecular function: kinesin binding; MAP kinase scaffold activity; JUN kinase binding.
ACCAUCACGGAGCAAGGGUUUCCCGCUCUCCAACUGUCGAUAGCAUCCCAUGUUCUCAUUAAGACAGAGACCAGUCUGUGUCCAUAACCCUUUGCAGCCUCUCCCUCCUGGGCAUCUACUCUUUCUAGUAGUGUGCUGUAGGUGGGAGGCCAGCGUUUUGCAGAUCUGACGAAUGGGGGGGGGGGAAUUUGACAGCUCCUCAUGCUUCUUGUCAUCUUCUCAUCUCAGUGUUAAUCUCUCUUACUUGCCUGGACCCAAGUGGAAAAGAGUGUGCGGGGAGGCAGUUAGGCAUUUAGAGAAGAUAAGUCCAUUGCUUUUUAUAGCGUAUUUGGGAGAGGAAACGGUGGAACCUGUCCACCUCCUCUGUUUAUAAGAGCAAUGCUUCUGCACCUCAGCUGGGACCAGGCAUUGGGUUGCAUUUGCUCUCCAGUGUUUGUCCUUUCUGACUGAUAACAGUUAUGGACUUACGAUCUUCAGUAAAAAGGGGUCCUAAUCCUAUCUGGAUACCUAAGUCUUACACUACACUUCAGGUAUUUCAUUUCCUUACAUACUUAGUUUGUUGCUCUAAACUUGCAUUGUGUCACCUUCAAUACGCUGCCUUCUGCACUGUGGCUUGCCAGAAACCUCACAGCAUUGCACCUGUGCUGGAGCAGCUGCAUUGUCCCACCUGUUGCUUGUGAUGCUCUGUUCUACCUUUCAGAGACUGUAUUGAGCCCCAGGAUCCAGAAGUUGUACUCUUAGUUGACAGCUCUGUGCAUUGAACAUGAAGCAGCAGCUUCUAUUUUUAACUCUGCUUUUGGAAAGCAGCAAGGCCCAGCAUAGUGCAGACCUUAACACUGCAUCAACCCUCUGGCUGUUGCAAAAGUUGAAAAUCUAAAGGCAUGAUAUGGGCAUAAGCAAGAUCCUUGGGUAGGAUGGAGACUGUUCUCGGACCCAAAGAUUAGUGUUAGAAGUGCACAGAUUUGUGAGAUGCUACGUUUCCCAAAAUGUCUAUCAGGUCCUACAAUAAUUUCUGGCGUGUGGUUCCUGAAAUUAGGGAGUAGCAAUACCACAGUGCAAUGAUACAAUCAAGGAGUGGGAAAUGAAAAUACAGUAUGAACAUUUUUCUUCAAGCAGGGCAGUGCUCUGCCAACGCUGCACUGCUACAAGGACAUGUGCAGCAACCAAAAGUUACAGAGACUGUUCUGCUUCCAGUUCUGGAGUUAGUUUAUUCCUUGGGAUCUCCAGACAGUGCUGUACUGAAUGGUGUAAACACACCCCAGAGCUCUCUAUUGAUUAGGCGUGUGCAGUACAGGUUAGCUUUUGGAAGAGAGCUAGGAGAAAGCUGGAGUUAGAUCCAUCUUCCAUAGACUUGCUAAGGCUUAAUUCAGCUGCAUCAUUGCGGAGCCUCUAAAAGCUUUUUAGUAAGUGUUGAGUAGUACUCAACAGUCAUUCAGUGUCAACAUUGCAGGAGAAUAUGACAGGAAUUCAGAUAAAUUAAACGUUUUGAUUUCUAUAUUCAGAUAAUGGGUUCCUGACUCUUUGUAAUCUGUUGUCAGGCCAAAAAUCCAUUUCUAGUUACAGGAGAACAUUGUGUGGAGGUACUAGUGUGCUGCUCUGGGUCUACCUAACAGGUAGUGCAGGGCUUGCUGUUGGUGCUUGUUAGGGAAAUUUGGAUCUAGACACUGGGUUUUAGGAGACUAACUAAUAGGUGCAGUUGGAGUGCUUGGGCUAUGGAAAACUCGGAUGGAUAGUUUAUUACGGUGGCUUUCCUAAGAGUUUGGAGCAAGCAUAUGAAUAAUUAAAGGGAAUGAUUGAUGGACUUACUAGAUUUGCAAUUUGGAAUGGAGAUUUUCUUCCUGCAAACUUCUUAUGCACUCUCUGACUGAAAUGCUGUUUCUUAAAUAUUUUGCAUGGCUGAAAUCUCAGCUUUACUGCUGAUGUGCUCCUCUUCUCUUCCUCAGCAGCUCUGAUACUUCGCUGUCAACUAAAUACACGUAACUCACCUUCCCAAAGUGUGUAUCCUGAAUCUUCUGACUAGUUUUCCUUCUCCAGGGGUGAUACUGUAGUUAUUACCUUAAGUGUCCUUACAUACCUAUUAUUACUAUAUUUUGUUUUGAUUUCUGUCAUUAUAUUAUUUUAUUUUUACAUUCAGUUGUACCUUUAUUUUAUGUAAUGUUUUGGAGAUGAAAGUCUUUAACGUUUUUGUUUUUAUGUACUAUGCUUUCAGUGUUGUAACCAUACAGUUGUGGCUACUCAUGGUGACAUAUGACUGCUAUGAAUGUUGGGCCUUUGCAAUGCAUUUUGGAGGUCACUACUACACAUUUGAUGUUUAGGAGGUUGACAGGUAUGGCUGUAGUGCCCCCAAGAUGAAAUGUCCGAAUCCGGACAGUCCUCAGCAGCUGCCACACCGAGCACCACUGGAACCAAGUCCAACACUCCCACGUCAUCUGUGCCCUCUGCUGCAGUCACCCCCCUGAAUGAGAGCAUCCAGUCCGUCAGUGAAUACAAUGGCACAGCCAAGAGCAAUAAGAGGGCACGAGAAAAGCGGAACAGCCGGAACAUGGAAGUCCAGGUCACCCAGGAGAUGAGGAAUGUCAGCAUAGGGAUGGGAAGCAGUGAUGAGUGGUCUGAUGUUCAGGACAUCAUAGACUCUACACCAGAGCUGGAUAUGUGUCAAGAUCCCCGCCUGGAACGCACUGGUAACAGCCCGACACAGGGGAUUGUGAACAAAGCAUUCGGCAUCAACACAGACUCUCUGUAUCAUGAACUUUCCACAGCAGGGUCCGAGGUUAUUGGGGAUGUUGAUGAAGGAGCAGAUCUGCUAGGGGAGUUCUCAGGAAUGGGCAAAGAAGUGGGGAAUCUACUGUUGGAGAACUCACAGCUACUGGAGACCAAAAAUGCUUUGAACGUUGUGAAGAAUGAUUUGAUUGCCAAGGUGGACCAGCUGUCGGGAGAGCAAGAAGUGCUGAAGGGAGAGCUGGAGGCAACAAAACAGGCCAAAGCCAAAAUGGAAACCAGAGUCAAGGAGCUGGAGGAAGAGCUGAAAAGAGUGAAAUCUGAAGCGAUUGUUGCCCGACGAGAACCCAAAGAGGAGGUGGAGGAUGUAAGCAGCUAUCUCUGUACAGAAUUGCAGUGCUCCUCCCCUCUGCAGGACAACAUUCCCAUAGCUCAGCGUCGCCGGUUCACACGUGUGGAAAUGGCCCGGGUUCUAAUGGAACGCAAUCAAUACAAAGAAAGGUUGAUGGAGCUCCAGGAGGCUGUAAGGUGGACAGAGAUGAUCAGAGCUUCCCGUGAGCACCCAUCCGUCCAGGAGAAGAAGAAGUCUACUAUUUGGCAGUUCUUCAGCCGUUUGUUCAGCUCGUCCUCAAGUCCCCCACCGGCAAAGAGGACCUACCCAUCGGUAAACAUCCACUACAAGUCUCCAACAACAGCAGGAUUCAGCCAGCGUCGCAGUCACACCAUGUGCCAGAUCUCCUCCGGCAGCCGCACUCUUGAAUUCUUCCCUGAAGAUGACUGUACAUCGUCAGCGCGUCGCGAACAGAAGCGGGAACAGUACCGCCAAGUCCGGGAGCAUGUGAGGAACGAUGAUGGGCGAUUGCAAGCCUGUGGGUGGAGUCUCCCUGCCAAGUACAAGCAGCUGAGUCCCAAUGGUGGCCAGGAAGACACUCGCAUGAAAAACGUCCCUGUGCCUGUAUAUUGUCGCCCACUAGUAGAGAAGGACCCAACCAUGAAGCUGUGGUGCGCAGCUGGAGUCAAUCUCACGGGAUGGAGACCUUUUGAGCAGGAAUCUGGGAAUGGACAGAAACUGGAUCCUGGACGUGAUCCCCUCACCUGUGACCGGGAAGUGGAAGGCGAGAACAACAAGAGUAACCAUACCUCUCCUGAAAAGAAGAAGGCAAAGGAACUCCAUGAAAUGGAUGCCACAUCCAGUCGUGUCUGGAUCCUCACUAGUACCCUGUCAACAAGUAAAGUUGUAAUCAUUGAUGCCAAUCAGCCUGGUACAGUGGUGGACCAGUUCACUGUCUGCAAUGCUCAUGUGCUCUGCAUCUCCAGCAUCCCUGCGGCCAGUGAGAGUGAUUAUCCUCCAGGCGAGAUCUUUCUGGAGGGAGAUGUUAAUCCUGAAGAGUCGUCUGGAACAGAUGGUGUCUUGGCAGGAAUCACUCUGGUGGGCUGUGCGACCCGUUGCAAUGUGCCACGAAGCAACUGCUCCUCGCGUGGUGACACACCUGUGCUGGACAAAGGACAGAGUGAAGUAGCUGCUGUCUGCAAUGGGAAGAUCAACCAGUCCCAGUCUACUGAGGAGGCGACAGAAGCUACCGAGGUACCAGAUAAUGGUACAAGUGAGACAGAAUCUGCUGAGGUCCUGCCUGGGCCACUCACAGAGCAUGUGUUUACAGAUCCAGUCCCUCCUCAGGCACCUCUUAGGCAGAACAGUGAGAAUGGGCAGCAGAAGACAGAGUCAAGCACAGCAUUGACAGAUCAGGAAUUGAAUGGGGAUGCCGCUGGGACUUGCACCAGUGCUGCCCCCACGAUGUGGCUGGGAGCACAGAAUGGCUGGCUUUACGUGCACUCUGCUGUAUCCAACUGGAAGAAGUGUCUGCACUCAAUAAAGCUGAAGGAUUCUGUACUUAGUCUAGUGCAUGUGAAAGGAAGGGUCCUUGUUGCUCUGGCAGAUGGAACACUAGCCAUAUUCCACCGAGGAGAGGAUGGUCAGUGGGACCUCAGCAAUUACCACCUAAUGGACCUCGGUCACACUCACCAUUCCAUCCGCUGCAUGGCUGUUGUGUAUGACAGAGUCUGGUGUGGCUACAAGAACAAAAUCCAUGUCAUUCAACCUAAGACAAUGCAGAUUGAGAAAUCCUUUGAUGCUCACCCUCGGCGGGAGAGCCAGGUGCGGCAGCUGGCGUGGAUUGGAGAUGGAGUAUGGGUUUCUAUCCGCCUGGACUCCACUCUGAGACUUUACCACGCCCACAGCCAUCAACAUCUGCAGGAUGUCGACAUUGAGCCUUAUGUCAGCAAGAUGCUAGGCACUGGAAAGCUGGGCUUCUCAUUUGUACGGAUUACGGCUCUGCUCAUUGCUGGCAACCGCCUCUGGGUAGGGACAGGGAACGGUGUCGUCAUCUCCAUCCCAUUGACAGAGACUGUAGUCCUUCACCGAGGCCAACUCCUUGGGCUCCGGGCCAACAAAACCUCACCCACCUCUGGAGAGGGCAGCCGCUCUGGUGGAGUCAUCCACGUGUAUGGCGAUGACAACAGCGACAAAUCUGCCAGCAGUUUCAUUCCCUAUUGCUCCAUGGCUCAGGCACAGCUCUGUUUCCAUGGCCACCGUGAUGCUGUCAAGUUCUUCGUUUCUGUGCCUGGCAACGUUCUAGCGACCCUCAACGGGAGCGUGUUGGAUAGCCCCUCGGAGAACCCCAGCACAGCGGCCACCGAGACUGAGGGGCAGAAGCUGAAGAACGUCCUGGUGCUGAGUGGAGGAGAAGGGUACAUCGAUUUCCGGAUUGGGGAUGGAGAAGAUGAUGAGACGGACGAGAAUGCAGGAGAUGCCACCCAGGUGAAGCCAGUACUUUCCAAGGCUGAAAGGAGCCACAUUAUCGUGUGGCAAGUAUCAUAUAUCCCUGAGUGAGAAUUUUUCCUUUCCUACCAAUGUAAGUCUCCCUCCUCCCACCUGAAUGCCAAGAUGUACAUACAGAACUCCUGCAUUAUACCUACUGCUGGAAACCGACCCCAGACAACUGCAAUGGCUCCUGCCUUGGACUGUGACCCCCUUCUAACCUCUGAACUUGCAGCUUUCAUCUUGGGCCUGUGCGCUUUCUGCGUGGUUGGAUUAUUGUUCUGCUCUGGAGCUGGCGUCUACAAGGAGAGAAAUGGCAGCUCGUUGUUGAAGUGAAGUUUGGAGCCAGAACGGUGCAAACCCUUUGCCCAGGGCCCAGGAGCUGGGAGCUGGAUAGGUGGCGCAGGUUCUCCAGCAGGUUGCCUCACUCCCACCUGCAUGAGAAGCAGUACGUCACCCCAGCACCCCCCACCAGAGCAACGAUGGUGAAUCAAACUCUCCAGCACCUCAAAAGAAAUCCUUUUUACUUCACCUGUGGAAUUUCCACCUUACCCACUCUACAUAGGGUACACCUAAGCACAGAAUAAUAUUCCACAGACUGAGAGCAGCCAGGACUAAGCCCAAGGCAGGAACCUUCAACAAAAAGGAGUGUCAAGGUUUCAGAAUUACUUCUGCUGUUUGGCUGGAGAAGGGUAACAGUGUCAUGAACAGUUACUGGGGGGAACAUAUUCUCUGUACAUGCAAAUGGGAGGUCUCCCUCUUCUGCUGCUGUUGUCUUAGCAGUAGUGUUCUGGGUGACUGUGUCCCCAGGGAGAGCUGUUCAGUAGGGUCAGAUGGAAGAUGGGUGUUUUAUGGCAGAGGCCUCAGGGGCUUUGGAAUCUGCAGUAGCAAAAAGAUACUGGAACCUUGUUAGUUAGAGAACAGUCAGCAAUACUUUUAACUCCCCCUUACAAAAAAGCCAGGUAGGGAAAGACUCCUGAAUUCAUUCUUUUUAUGAGCCUGAGAAGUUCAGUGAGAACACUAGCUCUGUAUAGUAUUUGUUGGCUUUUAAAAUACAGGUGAGGGCAGAAUACACUGGUGAGCUGUGGGUUUGUGUUAAUGCAGUGAAGUUGCCUUGACUCGUAAGGAUGUGUCGCCUUCUGGGAACUGCUGGUGUUCAGCGUGGAGAUGUCUGUUUUCCUUCACAUCAUAGCUGUGAGGUUAGGAAGGACUGUGUAGGUGCAGUUAAGGUAUAGAAAGGCUGUGUCUUGCCUGAGGUCAAACAAAAAGGCCUGAGGCCAGAUCCACUGACCUCUUUACCUGACCUGAUGAGUGCUGACUGGUUUUGCAACUGAAUGGGUCAAAAAGCUGGAAAUGUCUCGACUCCUGAAAAGAAUGAUGACCCCCAAGAGAAAUGCUGACUGCAGUACUUGUGUAAGCAGAGCUGUGGGAUUGCAGGAGCAUGUCCUGCUUGCAGGAGGAGCAAGAAGCGGGGCCAGCAAGAACAGUUUUAGGCUAUGAUGCUAGCUCCAGGUAGAGGUAGCUAUUUGUCCAACACGCGCUUCACUUCCUUUCUGACAGUGGGAACAGUCCCAUCUCCAGAAGGGCAAAUCCUGCUUCCUUGGAGCGCUCCCUUCUGGAUAUGCAGGACUAGAGUUGUUAGCAGUGGAUUUAGGGAUACUGGAGGUCUUGUUCAGAGAGAGGUUGGCACACACACGUCACCUCCGAGAAGGCAAGGGUACAUAUCCAGAGAGCAGAGGCCUCAGCCACCAUGCGGCUGCCAUUUAGCCAAGGGGACCUGUGGGGACACUUCACUGGGCACUGCUGACUGGGCCAGGCUUGCUCUGCUGCCACCACUUUCCUGAAAUGCUUUCUGCUAGCACAAGCUCUUUGAGUUGCAACACAGAGUGCAAAAAGGUUAACAAGAAGAUAGACAUUUAGACAGCACAUUCCACAAACAUCUAACAGUCGGUCAGUUCAUGCCAAAUAAACUUCAUAAUUUGGAGUAAUUUAAGGGGAAAUAAAGUCCUAGUAGGCCCCAUUCCUUAACUCUGUAGAACUUUCCAUAUCAAAAUACAGACAUGCAAUAUUGUUACCUCUUACUGUUUGUUUUCUAUCUGGUUUUAGCAGUCACAGUGACACUGUCUGUCACUUGUUACCACCAGUCCCUGGUGACAUAAGGAAACAGGUCUGAGGCUUCUGCCAACAGGUUCCUUUCCAGUUUGAUGCGUAUUUUCCUCCAAGAGAAGCACAUGUUUAAAAGGGGGCAGCUACAGCUAAGUAAAACCAGCCUCUGCUGUCACACUCCUGUCAGCAUUUGGUGGCUACUGGGCAGCAAGGUGAAGAGCUGACUGGCUUCAACACACUUCCCUGUCAUAUCUCCACUGUGAUGUAUGUAAAGUAUCUUGUAUGUUACAAAAGGAUUUUAAAAAGUGUCUUAAGGCCUGUAAACUCCGCUGUUUGGUCAGAAGAUGGCAUUCUGUAAAGAGCCUGCUGUAUGAAUACGUUCCCAUGCUUCGUCCCCUAUGCUAUCAAACAACGAACCAUAUCUGUUCUGUAUGUAAUAAAUGUGUUAACAUCA